Pocillopora verrucosa is the source of this 2480-nucleotide messenger RNA. RefSeq lists its product as uncharacterized. The record is from RefSeq and is a predicted model, not a curated record. Gene Ontology annotation, molecular function: protein binding. Lineage: Eukaryota; Metazoa; Cnidaria; Anthozoa; Scleractinia; Pocilloporidae.
UUCCGGCUGUCAACAAGUCCUUGAAUAACAGUGGUCCUUCGCGGAUGGCGGUGUAUCUGACUUCCUUUAGACUUUUGGUCGUAUGUUGUGCCCUUAUCUACCAUGUAUUAGGAGCUAAUCAAACGUUUCUUUCAGUUCGAGCCCCACAGAAAUAUCUCAUAGAAGGUAAAACUCUUAAACUGAGUUGUAAAAUCCACGGCACGCCACUGUUCGCCAGCCGAGUUUCUUGGAAGCACAGCGGAGAUUGGCUUCACAAUCAAACCAAACGGGAAGUAGGAGCAGUGGGGCUUACUCUCGAAAGAGUUUCGCGUCAUCAAGAAGGAAUUUACCAGUGCGGUGUAUACAAUUUUUCCGGGCUCAGCUCCACCGAAGCAAUUCCGGCAGACGCAAAUGUGACACUCUUUGUAGGAGGACCAAUCCAUAGGCCAGUAUGUGAAUCAAGUGAUCGUGCAUUUCCUGAUUUUGAGGACUUGCUUCAUUGGAAUGCACUGGUUGACUAUCAAGGUGUUCAACGGCCUUUCACCUACCAAAUAUUUUACUGCAAUUUUUCAUGUUUACGUCCUCCCAGACGCUACAGCAUUUUCAGAGGCUGUCCUAUAGUCCCAAAGUCAAGUACUGGAAUAGUCAUGGAAUGCAAUCUUAUAUCCCUCUACAAAAAAGUAUUUCCGAAGCUGUUUAGUGGCAGUAAAAAUAUCCGUGGUCUAAGAAUUUCUUUGGCCAUUGGUAUAGCAAAUAUGGAUGAUGAAAUCAUUAGUCGACCAGUCAGGUGUACUGUGUACCGUCUAGUGAAGUGUACAAAACCAGCAAACAUACGUUUAAACAACUCAACAGCAGGUCAACUGACAUUGAUAUGGGAUCUCCCAAAAGAUGUGCCACAGGAUUAUCAGAGUAAUCUGAUUUAUUGGAUUCGUGUAGUAGGUAGUGGACAUGGAGUUGGUGAUUUUCCUAAACUUAUAAAGGUGAUAGGAAAAAAUUAUUCAAGUGAGACUAUAAGAAGAGACAUCAGUGGUCUACACCCAUAUACCUGGUAUCAUAUCUACAUCUCUUGCUCAAUUAUGUUUUCAAAUGCUACUCGUGGAGAAGAAGUGGGUCCUCUCUCAGCCAGGACAAGGGAAGAAGCACCCAGCGCACCUCCUAAACUCUCGGAAGAUGUCACAAAUACAACACUGCAUGGACAGUACAGAGAUGUGAUUCUUCAUUGGAAGCUUCCGGACAAUGGCACAUGGAAUGGUGAAAUCACUCACAUUGUGCUGCUUUAUUGGAUAGCAAACAGUGGCGUCACUGAAGCUAACAGUAGUUUGGUUGUGUUUAGCAAUGUUUCCAUGACAACCGGCACCUUAAGAAUGUUACGCCAGGAUGAGGUGUAUGAGGUGACGGCAAAAAUAUGCACCAGCGCGGGGUGUGGCCCUCCCAGCCAAUCGGUUUUCAUACGAAGACUGGAUCACGCAGAUGGAACCCAUGUUCCACGUACGCAGGAACAAGGAGAUAAGUAUUACAUCAUUGGUGUCGCGUUAGGGUUGCUGCUCUGUGUUGGAUGUUUAACUGUGAUAGCCUAUCAUUGGCUAAGGAAACGUAGAAGAGAACGCGUCCCACCGCUCGGAAGUGUCCUUGGAAAAUUACCGCCUCCUCCUUUAAUUCCGUGUGGAAGCGAUACUGGACCUGAAAAUAGAGAGGACAACCACGUUUAUGACACAACAAUUUCGCCUCUGCUCAUAGGUGACAAGAACGAGUACGUACAAAUUAAAACCUCUAAGCCUGCGCCGAUUACUUUGAUGAGGUCAGAGCUCGACACAGAUGAUGUUUAAAGUUCUCAUGAAGUUUGAUAGAGCAUAGAGCGCUUCAUUUCCAGUUCUAUCUCUCUCACACUUCCACGGAGCCUCUGAAGUAAACUUCCGCUCAACGCAGGGAAUCUACACCACCAAAGAAAUUCAUAAAUAAGAAGCAGUAGUAUGGAACCUUAAAUGAGUUCACUUAUCACUAAUGUAAUUCCCUCCUCCUCAAGUCUGUCUCCCACGCGCUUUUCUGCGGGUCUAGCUUGUAAUUGAAUAUUACUGGUUAUCUGGUCGUUUAGGAACUUUUGAAUUGGGCAAUUGGUACUCUGAACCAAAUUUUUUUACUGUCUAUCCAGUUCUAGAUUGAUGCCCACUCGUACGAAGAGCUUUUCACUUUUCGCUACCGUACUCAGUUCGGCAACCUCUAAAAACCGCUUAUCUCUUUCAUCUCCAUUAUUGCUGAUUAUGGCACCAAGCGCUUAUUUUUGAGAUCGCAAAAAAUUAGCCAGGGUUUAUUUUUACGUUAAUUAUCAAUCUUUUUUUGUUUCCCUUUGUAGCCGAUAUACAAAACAGUUUAUGUAAUAAACACUGCAGCAUACAACGAAACAUAUUUAUUGGAGAAUUAAAAUUUUUAACUAAGAGCUGGUGCACACAGUUUUAUACAAAAUUAUCCUAAAGAAUAUUUAAAAGCACGACGUCGGGAUUAAA